AUGAAAUCCCUGUUCGUGUUCGCACUGCUGCUGGUCGCCGUGACGGCGUACGCUACGCCCGACAGACGUGUCGUUGGUGGCGAGUUGGCCACGCUGGGCCAGUUCCCGUACACCGUUGGAUUGAUCACGCGUAUCAACAUUCUGCUGACGAGCCAGUGCGCUGGUUCGCUGAUUUCGGCCAACUUCAUCCUCACGGGAGGUCGUUGUGUGUCUGGAAUCCAGAGUGCUGUCGCUGUGCUCGGUGGUCUGCGCAUCAACGACGCGAACGAGGCUGGUACCAUCCGCAUCACCGUCACGGACUUCAUCAUCCAUCCGAACUACGAAACCGAGCCUGACAUCUUUGAUGUGGCGUUGAUUCGCACGCCGCUGCCGGUGCCGUUCAACGACCGUGUGCGCCCCGUACGUCUGCCGAACCGUCGCCAGGUUACGGCUACCUUCCUCAACCAGCAGGCCACCGUUACCGGCUGGGGACGCUUCGGUCAGGGUACGGCCAACUCGGAGGAGCUGCGCUUCGCUCGCUCGCAGGUCAUUUCGACGCUUGCCUGCCGCAUCAGCCUGCCGACCAAUACGAUCCUCGACGAGCACGUGUGCACCGAUGGUGCCACCAACUCACCGUGCCAGGGUGACUUUGGCGCUCCGGUCACCAUCGUCGACGCCGAUGGUACCACCACGCAGAUCGGUGUGUUCUCGUUCAUCUCGAUCCUGGGUUGCGAGUCGGGCCGUGCCGCCGUGCACACGCGCAUGUCCUCCUACCUGGACUGGAUCGGCCAGAACUCGGACGUCGUGAUUCGUGACGACUUUUAA
Anopheles coustani is the source of this 804-nucleotide messenger RNA. RefSeq names its product collagenase-like. Gene Ontology annotation, molecular function: serine-type endopeptidase activity. Bases 1 to 804 code for a protein of 267 amino acids. The record is from RefSeq and is a predicted model, not a curated record. Gene Ontology annotation, biological process: proteolysis. The transcript has 2 exons. NCBI's taxonomy places the organism in Eukaryota, Metazoa, Arthropoda, Insecta, Diptera, Culicidae.